AUGGGAUGGUGUAUCGACACACCACGACACAUCAAGACACACCACGACACACCACGACACACUACGACACACCACGACACACGAAGACACACCACGACACACUACAACACACCACAACACACCAAGACACACCACGACACACCACGACACACCAAGACACACCACGACACACCAAGACUCACCACGACACACUACACCACACCACGACACACCAAGACACACCAAGACACACCAAGACACACCAAGACACACCACACCACACCACACCACACCAAGACACACCACAUGACACCACGACACACCAAGACACAACAAGACACACCAAGACACACCACACCACACCACGACACACCACACCACGACACACCACACCAAGACACACCACACCAGGACACACCACACCACGACACACACAAGACACACCACGACACAUCAAGACACACCCCACCACGACACACCAAGACACACCACGACACACCAAGACACACCAAGACACACCAAGACACACCACAACACACCACGACACACCACGACACACCACACCAGGACACACCACACCACGACACACACAAGACACACCACGACACAUCAAGACACACCCCACCACGACACACCAAGACACACCACAACACACCAAGACACACCACGACACACCACACCAAGACACACUACACCACGACACACCACACUACGACACACCACAUCACGACACACCAAGACACACCACGACACACCACACCAAGACACACUACACCACGACACACCACACUACGACACACCACAUCACGACACACCAAGACACACCACGACACACCAAGACACACCACACCAAGACACACUACACCACGACACACCACACUACGACACACCACAUCACGACACACCAAGACACACCACGACACAACAAGACACACCACACCAUGA
Molecule: messenger RNA, 924 nt
Organism: Oncorhynchus nerka (sockeye salmon)
Lineage: Eukaryota; Metazoa; Chordata; Actinopteri; Salmoniformes; Salmonidae
Product: histidine-rich glycoprotein-like
Exons: 1
Coding region: 1-924 (307 amino acids)
Source: RefSeq, a predicted model, not a curated record